Molecule: messenger RNA, 954 nt
Organism: Colletotrichum chrysophilum
Lineage: Eukaryota; Fungi; Ascomycota; Sordariomycetes; Glomerellales; Glomerellaceae
Exons: 2
Coding region: 1-954 (317 amino acids)
Molecular function (GO): NAD binding
Source: RefSeq, a predicted model, not a curated record
AUGAUCAUGCUCCUCCCGCCGCCAAACCCGACCCUCAAGGACCAGAAGCUCCUGAUCCUCUCCCAGUUUAAGCCCGACGACGACUUCUAUGCCAAGCUGCACUCCCAGUUCCCGGAUCUCAAGGUCGUCUACCACGAGCUCGGCUUCCCCGAGAAGAAGCCCGGCAGCACCUUUAACGAGAGCGAGUGGAAGGACGUGACGAUCCUGCUCACCGGCAGCGCCCUCCCGGACCCGGAGCAGGCGCCGAAGCUGCAGUACGUGCAGCUGCAGAGCGCCGGCGCGAACCACAUCUUGAAGCACCCGCUGUUCACGGACACGGAUGCAGUCUUUGCGACGGCGAAUGGUGUCCACGGAGGAAUCCUCGGCUACGGCAGCAUCGGCCGCCAAACCGCCCGCGUAGCCACCGCCCUCGGCUUCAAAGUGCACGCCUACACCCUGCACCCGCGCCCGACGCCCGAGUCCAAGCGCGACAACGGCUACUCGCCGCCCGGCCUCGGCGACCCGGAGGGCAAGUUCCCCGCCAAGUGGUUCUCGGGCGCCUCCAAGGCCGACUUGCACGCCUUCCUCGGCUCCGGGCUCGACCUGCUUGUCGUCGCGACCCCGCUGACCGACAAGACGAGCCACCUGCUCGCGGCGGAGGAGUUCCGCAUCCUGUCCGCGAAGAAGACGUUCGUGUCCAACAUUGCGCGCGGGCCGAUCGUCAACACGGACGACCUGAUCAAGGCGCUGGACGACGGGCUCAUCCGCGGCGCGGCGCUGGAUGUGACGGAUCCGGAGCCGCUGCCUGAGGGGCAUCCGCUGUGGAAGGCGAAGAAUCUGUUGAUUACGCCGCAUAUCAGCGGUAUGUCGACGAGUUAUACGGAGCGGAUCCUGGGGAUUUUGGACCUGAAUUUGGAGCGGUUGAGUCAGGGGAAGAGGCUUGUCAACGUUGUCAACAAAAAGGAGGGUUACUAG